Prorocentrum cordatum is the source of this 1509-nucleotide messenger RNA. NCBI's taxonomy places the organism in Eukaryota, Dinophyceae, Prorocentrales, Prorocentraceae. The record is from the annotation of a GenBank genome assembly.
CAUCAGGUCAGCAGUCCAGGGAGCGUGAGAGCGAAUGUGGAACUCGCGGCUUGGCCCAAGCCAUGCAUGAGCAGUUGUAUUAAGCGUAGCGUUUGUAGAAUUAUUGUGCGUGCCAGGCCAUGAUGAGUGGAAGAGCGGUAUUUGCCUGUGUUGCAAUACACGUUACGUCUUCACCUGUCCCCGACGCGUAUUGCACAAUACGGGAUUCACAUGUACCUUUGGAUAGUUUGCGUUCCAACAGUUCACGGAUGUGGCAAAGCAUAACCACAAUGGCUUCGCUUGGUUUGUUCGAGGGUCCCGAGGGUUCCCAAGGAGUGUCCCGUGAGGCUUUGACUGAUAUCGACGUGAGUUCCCGCAGGUUGUUAGAUUCUUGGGCUAAGCAAUUGAGGUUGCACCGUGACGUUGACGUCGUAGGGAAUACGUACUACCGGAGGCCAGGGCGGAAACCUGGCUCGGGUGUUGUAGCGUUUGGUUCGCAUUUGGAUACUCAACCUGAAGGUGGACGCUUUGAUGGAUCGUAUGGUGUCCUUGCUGGACUGGAAGUGCUCCGCGUUCUUGACGAAUCGGGCAUUGAAACUGAUGCUGACCUCGAGCUUGUGAAUUGGAGCAACGAAGAGGGCUGCCGCUUUUCUCCUCCAAUGAUGGGAAGCGGGGUAGCGACUGGUCAGUUGUCAGUGGAGGCUGCAAGGUCAUCCACUGCCCGAAAUGACCCAGCUACCACUUUCGGUUCAGAGCUGCAGCGGCAUGCUUUGGUUGGAACUGCUGUGGCGGACGUGAAGUCGCGUUCUUGGACCAGUUAUUUCGAAGCUCACAUCGAACAAGGCCCAACCCUGUAUGAUUCUGGAGUUCCAGUCGGAGUUGUCAUUGGUGGACAAGGUCAGCGUCUAUUCACAGUGCACGUGAGCGGAUUCGAAGGUCAUAGCGGCACAGUGCCAAUGGACAAGCGACAGGACGCUUUAGUUUGCGCGAGUGCCAUGGUCAUCGAAGUACGUAACAUCGGAAUUUCGUAUACGGUCUUGACGACUGUAGGAAGUUUCUCAGUAUCGCCUGGAAGUUUCAACACAAUCCCUGGAAGGGUAACGUUUUCAAUCGACAUGCGCUCGCCUAACACUACUGCCAUGGACUUGGCAGAGGAGAAAAUUCGGCGCAGAUUUGCCAGCAUCGCAGCGCUGGAAAAUUGCCCAGAGACCGCCAUCACCCGAACCAAGAGCCGAAAUCCGAUAGAGUUUGAUCCACAAUUAUCCGCUCGCCUGCACGAUGCAGCCAGCACCUUGGGGCUGCAGGCCUCGAGUUUAUGGUCAGGCGCUGGACACGAUGCCUGCUACGUGGCGGAGAAGGUCCCUGCGGCCAUGCUGUUUGCCCCGUGCAAGGAUGGGAUCUCGCACAACCCGCGCGAAAGCGCCACGCCGGCCGAUCUGGCACUGGGCGUCGACGUGCUGCUGCGAGCAGUUCUGGGCACUGCCGUCGAGACCGCAUGCUAGAAAAGAACAGCCCAGGGUGGGAGGAGAA